AUGUCCACCCCUUCCAACCGUGAUGCGCGCCGUGAAGGCUUAAGGCCGCAGCCCCCCAAAGCGCCGCAGUUUACCCCGAAUACUGCGCCCGUCAGACAGACUCGCGCCAGUACUCACACUUCCUCCCCACAGCCUAGUGGCUCACACCCUCCAAACAUGAACUCCAGCUCGAAUCCCAUGAGCGCGAACUUCAAUGUUCAUGAUUUCCAGGGCAAGGAUGAGAAAUUUGUUCCGAUGCUGACGCGCGACGUACCUACCCCUGGUUCUCGUCCAGGCCUUUUCGCUGAGCAGAGAACCAAGGAGGUCAAAGAGGCUGACUUCUAUGACCCUUUGUUCCCUCUCAGAUUUCUUGAUGUCCCGAAGUCGGACCAUAUCUAUAAGCGUGCUCACUACGGACUCCAAUCUGGAAUUCCCGACGAAGUUGACUUUGCGCUUUACCACUUGGUGCAGAUAUCGAACCAACGCUGGGACAAAUUCAAGUUUGAGGGGUUCCCGCUGCUCGCAGAAACGCUUAUGGAGAAAGCCAUGGAGAUCACUCUUCUCUGUACUGGAGUCAAAUGGGAACUUGAAUAUGACUUCCACAAGCCAAUGAACCGUGUGAAUAUUCUCAAUUCCCUGCAGAGCACACGCGAUAUCCUUGAGCGCAUCAAGAGUAUUCCCGUCACUCUGCCCAAUGACACUCUCGAAACUGAAGAGUUCAAUCACCAUCUACGGAAUAUCAAAGAGGCUACGUUGGUUCUGCGUAACAUGGUUCUCUUGAAAGAGAACGCCUGGUACGUGUCACGCUAUGCAAAGGGACUUUUGAGGGAUUUCCUCGUCGUCCUGAUCAAUAUCCCGUCCGACCCUCGUCUCAACGAGAUCAAGAACGAUGCCUUGGACAUUGCGGAAGAGGUAACGAUGUACAUGAGAACGGAUCCGCAAGAUCCUCUCUGGAUUUCAUUGUUGGAAUGUCUCAAAUCAAACGAUCGUGCGCAUAUCGUCCGCGCUCUUUGGUCCCUGACCCAUUUCUCUACCGAGUUGGAGGCUCCUGAUAGCAACACUGCGAUCCGUGGUGGGGUACCCAAGGACAUUCUUCAGCAGCUUUACUAUCUCACUCUUGUUCCCAGUGAUAAGGAUAUGAUCAGCGGUGCUCUUGACUUCUUCUACCAGUACACUCUCAUACCAGAGAACAUGGAUACUAUGCUCGAGGUGUUCAGUCUUCCCACUGUUUUCGUUCCCAAAAUGAUUGAUCUACUCCACCAUGAAGGAAGACUUGGCAAGCGUGAGACUGUGCUGCAAGAAGAGAAGGUCGAAGCGCCACCUACCGAGAUUCCGCGUGUGCCCCCAGAGCUGUUCAAGGAUCUGAUGGAACUCUCCGAGCCUGAACGCAGUUCCCGCUGGCUACGUUGCUGUUUCGUCGAAGACCCCGAAUGUGAAAUCACACAGAUUGCUCUUUGGCAAGCCUAUCAGAGCAGGUUCGCUGACUCUCGGCUUCCCGGUGGUGGUGUUCUUCCUGCUGCCGAGUUCAUCAAGAACGUCAGCACCACCUUUACCAAUGCACAGGCGCAGGUUAUCAAUGGACCGGGAACUGCAACCAAGUUCAUCAUCAAGGGCAUCCGCCCGUUGGAAACUGCGUACACCUUCCAAGGCUUCCCUUACCUGUACUGCAAAUGGGCCGAUAAUGCCCAGGCCUCGAGGGUUUGCGGCCGUGCCUUCCCUACGCCUACUGAUCUUCGUUCCCAUGUCUUCACGGAGCACAUGCAUCUGAAACCUACGGAACAGCCUGGUCAUUACGACCUCAGCAAAGCAGACAGACCUAUCCACACCUGCGAAUGGAAUAACUGCACCAAGUUCAGAACAACUGGCCCAAGCGACGACACUGCUAUGGUUGCUGAGCAUGUUGCUUCACACUUGCCUGAAGAGCGCGAUCCUGACGCUGAACCGCCUAAGCCGGAGCGUAAGAUCCUUCAGCCGCGCGUUGUCCGGCGCUGGUACUACAUGGAUACACCGACCAACGAGAGAGGCGAGCCUUAUGGUGUCGCGUACAAGGCUGCGCUGAUCAUGCGCAACAUUGCUUGGAACCUCCCCAGCGGCAGUGCGGGGCCAAGAUACAACGACUUGCCGUGGAAAAAGGCUGUAUUCCUGAGCCACCGUGCGAAGAUUAUCUCAACGUGGGACCGCAAUCGCUCGUUGCGCAAAGAGCUUACAGAGCUGAUCAUGGAAUUCGAGAAAGAAGACGAUUAA
Molecule: messenger RNA, 2223 nt
Organism: Paecilomyces variotii
Lineage: Eukaryota; Fungi; Ascomycota; Eurotiomycetes; Eurotiales; Thermoascaceae
Product: chromatin remodeling complex subunit
Exons: 3
Coding region: 1-2223 (740 amino acids)
Biological process (GO): regulation of DNA-templated transcription
Molecular function (GO): DNA binding
Source: RefSeq, a predicted model, not a curated record